GUGUGCGAGCGGGCGGUAGGACCCAGGGGAAUCUCUUGUGUGCGGCUGUUCUGUCGGGGAGUGCGGGAGCCGAGAGGAGAUCGGGAGCGAUAGUGUGAGGCACGGUACAGCCCACUGGAUCAGCGGAGAGUUUGCACCAAAAGGCGCGAUGAGGGAGUCACGCUUCAGGGACAACUUCUGGAGUACAGACAUAACCAGCACGGUUGGCUAUGACAAUCUGAUUCAGCACAUGAACGAUGGGCGGAAAACCUGCAAAGAGUUGGAGGAUUUCAUCAAACAGAGGGCUUCCAUCGAGGAGCGGUACGGGAAGGAUCUGGUUUCAUUGUCAAAGAAAGUGUGUGGACAGAAUGAGCUGAAUACACUGAAGAGGGCGUUCGAUGUCUUUAAACAACAGAUGGAAAACGUAGGGUUAUCACACAUCCAGCUCGCAAGCAGCUUACGGGAAGAAAUCCGAAAACUGGAGGAGUUCCGGGAAAAACAAAAGGAUCAAAGAAAAAAAAUUGAACAUUGCAUGGAAAACUUGCACAAACAGAAGACAAUGUUCUACAAGAAAACUAUGGAUUCCAAAAAGAUCUACGAGCAAAAAUGUAAAGAAAAGGAUGAGGUUGAACAGAUGUUGAUUCGAAGUGCCGGUGUCGGCAACACCAAGCAGCAGGAGAAGCUGCAGACAAAGGCAAACCAGAGUAAGCAGAGUGCCGAAGAUGCCGAUCGACUAUACCAGCAGAAUGUCUCCACUCUGGAGAAGAUUCAGGAGGAGUGGCAAAUGGAGCACAUCAAGACCUGCGAGUUCCUUGAGAAACAGGACUGUGAGAGAAUACACAGCAUUCGUAAUGCUAUGUGGGUUCAUGCCAAUCAGCUCUCCCAAGAGUGUGUGACCAGUGAUGAGAUGUAUGAGGAAAUACGGAAGGUGUUGGAACAGUGCAACAUUCAGAAGGACCUUGAAUUUUUCAUUGACUUGAAAAGAACUGGAGACAUGCCACCAGCCCCCAUCUUAUAUGAGAAUUAUUACAGCGGACAGAGAGGAGGGCUUCUCCAGUGCCGAGCUCCUGCGAACCCAAGACGUAUGCCUCUACCAAACCCUGAGAAUUCAGCAUCUGAACCGCAAUAUGCCACUGUUGCAGAAGAGGGUUAUAGUUUCAUUCGAUACCAUUAACAGUAUUACAACAGCACAAAUGCCAACAGGUGCUCUGUGGUGUUGGAACAUCAACAUACUGGCCACCAAGAGAUGCAAGAUCAUUUGAAGAUGGCGAUUUGUUGUACUACCACAGAAUACAGCCCCUGCUGCCAGAAUUUAUACGUACACAUAUAUAUUUCUACAUCACAACAAUUUGCCAGUAAUACCAAAUAUUUUGAGUUGCAAUAUCAAUUAGGAAGGAAUUGUGAAUCCAUUGUUAGCCCUUCCUCCCUGCACCCCAUGUUAAACUAAAAGACUAAUUCUACAAUGGCAUGUGUUUUUUAUGGCUCUGCUGGUUAAUUCCAAGUAACAGGGAAAUUCUAUAUGGGGAAACAAUUGGAUCUCUACACUAGUGCUGAUGGAUCAAGGGUGGAGAGAUGGUAAGGGUUAAACAAGGAUAAAUAGUACUUGUUAUCCUGGGAUGCUGAAAUAAAUUAUUAGCCUCAACCUAUAAACCUACACAAAGCUGUUGAAGAAAAAUAAGGUGAAGGCUCUUCUUCAAUCAAAUCAUGAACUGAGUUGUUACCUAAAUGCUCAUUAUGCACAAUCUAUUUGAACAUUUGAAAUGUGUAGAUAGGUAGAUAUUAAAAUGGAAGUACAUUUUCCAACCAAAAAUAACAUUGGUUUCUUAAUGGAGCCCUCCAUAUGCAUCAAUAGCAAUUGUUGAGAUAGAGGCUGCACAGUUUGGGUGGAGGGAAGGUGGUUGAACUCAAAAUAACAUAGGUGUUAAUGAAUUUUAUUUGGAAGAUUGGGUAAAAAUCCUUGUAAUAUGUAUUUGUUAUGUUUGAUAAACUCCAUUUAACGGUGUGAACAAAAUGUAAAAUUAACCCACUUUGCCUUCAUAAUUUUGACUAUCUGCAAUGAAGCAUGGGAGGGAGUCCUACUUUAUAAAAGGAAGUAAAUAUUUGCUAAAGAAAAAUGAGUACUUUGAGAAUAUUAGAGAAAGUCAUAGACCCGUCUUCUGCUUUAGGUGAUUUUUUUUUAAAGUCUUUUAGCUAUGUCCCUUGUCUCAUUCAAGGUGGUGCCUUAUUUCCAUUUUGCCUCUGCACCAGCAUGCUGGUAAACUAUCAAUUUAAGUGAGCAAGAUCAGACAAAAGGGACCAUUCAUUUACCUGUCUCUAUAAUUUGUAAGUCCGAUACAUUUACAAGCCAAAUGAAGUUUUAACAAUAUUUUUUGUACCCUGAGCUUAAUUUGUCUAAUCUAAUUUGUUUUUUUAUUAAUAAUGUAUUUGAUUUGAAGGGCUGCUAUCAUUUUUUUAAGGCCAGUUCAAUCCUUGGAUCAACUUCUGUGUUUUAUUUUCUUGUAGUACAUGACCCAGCGACUAGUUAAAAAGAUCUGUCAUUACCUCCCUGUGAUGCUCCCUCUGUGAGACUCCCUCCAUUCACUUUUCCAUUCAGUUCUCAUUAUUCAGUCCAUUUUAAAUAAAAAUGAAUUCUAUUCAAAGCACAGAGGCAGAGCCUUUGAGUAUUUGCAGAGUGGAUUCACUUUAUAUUCAACAGCUCUAGUCAGGGAUUUAGAUAAAUGGGGCCUACUUUAACUUGUAUAACAGCAGGCUUUUGAAAACUAUAAAAUCUAUUUCUAAGCAGCAUCUUAUAAGGAGUAACUGGAAGUCAAAAACUAUGGUAAAUACAGUUGUGCAAAUUUGUUUGUAAUAUUUUUGUAAACAAGUUACUGAUGAUUAGAAUAAAAACACAAAAUGCUGGAAAUAAUCAGUGGGAAAAGAAAUAGAGUUAACAUUUUGUGUCAAAGCUCAUCAGCAGACUGUUGUAGCAGGUAUGGUAUCAAUUAACACUUGAAUACUGUACAAGAUCCACGCCCUUAGAAGAAAAAAGGAAAAGCAGCAGCAUUAGCAUUAGUGGGUUGGCCAUCUCAGGUAGAGUUUAGUCUAAAGACGUGAGGAUAAAGCACCAUAGGUACUGCUGAAUAUUAAUAACUCACACUGAAAUGAUCAUUCUUUUGUUUCAAUGUUGUGUUGUUACUUGCUAGCUAAACAUUAUUUAUUUUGAGGCUUGAGUUUUACGAUAAAGACAUGGGUGUUUUUUUUUUGUGGAAAAUCAAUUGUAGUCUUUA
Molecule: messenger RNA, 3245 nt
Organism: Mobula hypostoma (lesser devil ray)
Lineage: Eukaryota; Metazoa; Chordata; Chondrichthyes; Myliobatiformes; Myliobatidae
Gene: pstpip2
Product: proline-serine-threonine phosphatase interacting protein 2
Exons: 15
Coding region: 149-1153 (334 amino acids)
Biological process (GO): actin filament polymerization
Cellular component (GO): plasma membrane; actin filament; cytoplasm
Molecular function (GO): actin filament binding
Source: RefSeq, a predicted model, not a curated record